This is a messenger RNA of Candidula unifasciata, 561 nucleotides long. The record is from the annotation of a GenBank genome assembly. NCBI's taxonomy places the organism in Eukaryota, Metazoa, Mollusca, Gastropoda, Stylommatophora, Geomitridae.
GAUGUCAUUAUAAGUAUGGAUGAAGGUCUGCAGAUGGUAAAUGCUGUUUGCGAUCAAGCUGAAAGAAUUUUAUCUUUCACCACAAUGGAGGGUAAACAAUGGAUAGAGCAGCAGGUUACAGAACUGACUAAUAACUGGGAGGAGCUCAACUCGGACAUUUCUGAGUGCAGUGCAGUACUGGAGGGUGUACAGCAUAGGUGGCAUGAGUAUGAAGAGUACUAUGGUAGCCUCAUCAAAUGGCUUGCUGACACAGAAAGCUAUCUGCAGUCAUCCCCAGAAAUAAUUGCUGAACUAUCAGACAGGAAGAGGCAGCUAGAUGAAUUUAAGAUGAUUACAGCUGAUGUAGACAACCAUAAUAGGCUGGUGAAUGAACUGGCUGAGAGGGUUGCAAAUUUAGAAGCUUUAUGUGACAACCCAGAGGUGACAGACUCUCUAGCAGAAAUACAAGACAGAUAUGCCAGUGUUGUUAAGAGAUCAAAGGUAGUAAUAUUUAUACAUGACUCGUUGAUACCACUCCUGCCAAACUAUGUCAAACCUAUUGGAUUUUCUCACUAUGAAUAA